This is a messenger RNA of Phasianus colchicus (ring-necked pheasant), 3889 nucleotides long. The record is from RefSeq and is a predicted model, not a curated record. NCBI's taxonomy places the organism in Eukaryota, Metazoa, Chordata, Aves, Galliformes, Phasianidae.
AGCGCGGGGCCCCAUGGAGGGGCUGCGGGCGCUGUGGCUGCUGGCGGCCGCGCUGGGGGCUGCGGGGGGACACCCGCAUCCCUGCCGCGGUCCGAGCCGGCCCGGCCCCGCCGUGCGUCUGGGAGCGCUGCUGCCCUCCGCCUCCUCCGGCCCCGUCCGCGCUGCUCUGUCCGCUGGGGGUCCCGGGGGGGGUCCCGGGGCGGUGCUGCCGUACAACCGCAGCCUGGAGGUGGUGGCGGGCCGUCCGGCGGCUCGGGAUCCGGCCUCGCUGUUGCGGUGGCUGUGCGGGGCUCUGCUGGGGCGAGGCGUGGCGGCGGUGCUGGCCGUGCCCCGAUCCCGCCGCGAGCUGCUCCAGAUCGACUUCUUCGCCGCGGCUUUGCGCGUUCCCUUCGUCAGCGUCGUCGGCAGCGGCCGCGCUCCGCCGUUCCGCUCUCAGAGCCCCUUCCACUUCCACAUGGACCGGCAGAGCUCGCUGGAGACGCUGGCAGAGGUGCUGGCAAGCAUCCUGCAGGCCCACGAGUGGCGCGAGGCCACGCUGGUGCUGUGCCGCCCCUGGGAUGUCACCGCCUUCCUCGACCGUGCACAGCUCUCCCUGCACACUGUGCUGGAUCUCCGUUGCCUGCACGAGCCCAGGGCUGAGCGGUGCCUCCGACAGCACCGGGAGCACCUGGGAUCCCUCUCCGGCCCCACGUUGGUGCUGGGCUGUGACCUGCGCCGCGCACGGCGGCUCUUCAGGGCGGCGGAGCGUGCGGGGCUGCGGGCGCAGGAGGUUUGCUGGGUGCUGGGCUCCCCGCUGCACGCCGCUGAGCUGCAGGGUGAGGGGCUGCCCGGGGGGCUGUUGGCCUUUGGGGAGGUGGGCGCUGCACCGCUGGAGGCCUUUGUGCAUGAUGCAGUGGAGUUGGUGAGCCGUGCCAUCAGCAGCGCCGCCGCUGUGCGCCCCGACCUCGCGCUCAACCCCCCCAUGAUGAACUGCAACGACCACAGCGGGGACAGCACUGAGUCCUCAGGGCGCUUCCUGACCCGGUUCCUAUCCAACACAUCUUUCCACGGGCAGACGGGGUUGGUGCGGGUGCAGGACGGGACGCGGGUGCAGACGGAGCAGCAGUACCGCGUGUGGAGCCUUCAGCGUGACCUGCAGGGACGGCCUGCCUGGGUGACAGUGGGCACGUGGCAGCACGGCAAGCUGCGGCUGGAGGAGGGCGCGUGGCAAAGCCACCUCCAACGCAAAGCACCCCCCGAGGGGAACGGCGGCACGCGUGUGCGGCUGCGGGUGGUGACGCUGGUGGAGCAUCCCUUCGUUUUCACACGAGAGGUGGAUGAGGAUGGGAGCUGCCCCGCUGGGCAGCUCUGCCUGGACCCCGGCACCAAUGACUCGGCCGUGCUGGAUGCGCUCUUUGAGGAGCUGAGCGCUGAGAACGGCUCUGUGCCACGGGAGUACAAGAAGUGCUGCUAUGGGUACUGCAUCGACCUGCUGGAGCGGCUGGCUGAGGACGUGCCCUUCGACUUUGAGCUCUACAUUGUGGGCGAUGGGAAAUAUGGCGCGUGGAAGAACGGGCGCUGGACGGGGUUGGUGGGGGACCUUCUUAGUGGCACAGCCCACAUGGCCGUCACCUCCUUCAGCAUCAACUCAGCGCGCAGCAAAGUCAUCGACUUCACCAGCCCCUUCUUCUCCACCAGCCUGGGCAUCCUGGUGAGGACCAAGGACACGGCGUCGCCCAUUGGGGCCUUCAUGUGGCCCCUGCACUGGACCACGUGGGUGGGCAUCUUCGUGGCCCUGCACAUGACCGCACUCUUCCUCACCCUUUACGAGUGGAAGAGCCCCUACGGAAUGACCCCCCACGGCCGCAACCGCAUGAAGAUCUUCUCCUACUCCUCAGCCCUCAACCUCUGCUACGCCAUCCUCUUUGGGCGCACCGUCUCCAGCAAGACGCCCAAGUGCUGCACCGGCCGUUUCCUCAUGAACCUCUGGGCCAUCUUCUGCCUCCUGGUGCUCUCCAGCUACACGGCCAACCUGGCGGCCGUCAUGGUGGGCGAGAAGACCUUCGAGGAGCUCUCGGGCAUCCACGACCCCAAGCUGCACCACCCCUCGCAGGGCUUCCGCUUUGGCACCGUAUGGGAGAGCAGUGCCGAGGAGUACAUCAAGAAGAGCUUCCCCGAAAUGCACGGGCACAUGUGGCGUUACAACGUCCCCACCACCCCCGCCGGUGUCACCAUGCUCAAGACAGAACCCCCCAAGCUCAAUGCCUUCAUCAUGGAUAAGUCCCUGCUGGACUACGAGGUGUCCAUCGACUCCGACUGCAAGCUGCUCACCGUGGGGAAGCCUUUUGCCAUUGAAGGCUACGGCAUCGGCCUCCCCCAGCACUCACCACUGACCUCCAAGCUGUCAGAGUUCAUCAGUCGCUACAAAUCGGCCGGUUUUAUGGAUCUGCUGCACGACAAGUGGUACCGCAUGGUGCCCUGCGGGAAGCGCGUCUUCGCCGUCACCGAGACCCUGCAGAUGGGGAUCUACCAUUUCUCCGGGCUGUUUGUGCUGCUGUGCAUCGGGCUGAGCGGAGCGCUGCUCACCUCGCUGGGGGAGCACGCCUUCUAUCGCCUCAUCCUGCCCCGCAUCCGCCGCCAGAAGCGGUUCAGCUACUGGCUGCACACCAGCCAGAAAAUCCACCGCGCUCUUAACAUGGGCACGGAAGAGCAGAGGAGGCAGAAGCUGAGCUUGGAGCAGAGGCAAAGCCCCCCCCAGCAGAACCCGGCACCCGAACGGAAGGAGGGGCGCAGGGUGCGCUUUCAGCUGGACACCACCGAGGGUCCCGCAGGGCCCCCCAGCAAUGGGUUGGUGCAGGGGGAGCGGGCAGGGGGCGAGAGCGAGCUGCAGGAGCUGGAGGAGAAGAUCGAGGCGAUGCGGGAGCAGCUGCGUGCGGCGCUGCUGAGGAAGAGCGAGUUGGUGGCAGCGCUGGGCACAACGAGGGGCCCAGGAGCAGAGCAAAGCCAGGAGGACAGGUGAGCACGAGGGGUUUUAAAGCGUUUUAACAGGAGAAAAACCAAGCCUGCGUUUUCUCUUCCAGCUGCACUGUGAAAGCAGCAGAGUACAGCUGACAGCUCUGCCCCACGGUCAGGUCCCAGCCCUGCCCCAGCACAGCAGCCUCCAGGGCUCAGCAGCCACAGGAGAUCCCCACGCUCCGAGCCCAGGAGGAAGGAGCAGCCCCAGGGUCAGGGCUGAGAUCCCAAAGGCCGGAGAGCCAGCAGCAGGGAGCUGACAUCACACUGAGCUCUGGAGCCACAGCCAGAGAGCGCAGCCCCCUGGGGCAGAGGGACGGACAUCACCAGUGCUGGCCAUUCCUCAGGCUGCAGAGAGAAGAGCCCAGCCUCACCUCCCUUCGAGGCAGCAGAGGAAAGGACUAAAUUCAAAUGCAAGAGACCAGGGGCAGCUGUCAACAGCCAGGGAUGCCACAGGCACAGGUCUUCCCUCCCUGCAACCCUCUCACUUAUGCAGAGGUUGCACUGCUGGGGCCUGAGCUCAGCCCUCCUCCAGGAUCCUCAACAUCACCUUCCAGCAGAACCCCAUCUCAGUGCUAGCAGGACAUCAGAACAGCACCAAGCAGCUGUUAGAUAUAAUAUUUAUUAUUAUAUACAAACACAUUUUGUACAUUAAAUAGAAUGAACUCUACUCCUCAUUCAUCAAAUGAUUUGGUUUGUUUUCCCACCUUCCCUUCCCACCCACCCGCUCCUCUUAUAAGCCUAUGGUUACUCCUUGCUCUUGCACCCUGGCACAUCCAUGCUCAGGAGCCUCGUCAUGCUGCCCAGCCCUCCCAGGAAGGCAGCUGCAGAACUGUCUGCCCUGUGCCCCAGAGCAGCACCCAGGGCUCAUCGAGCCAAAAAGAGAAAAAAAAAAAAA